This is a messenger RNA of Pseudo-nitzschia multistriata, 1881 nucleotides long. The record is from the annotation of a GenBank genome assembly. NCBI's taxonomy places the organism in Eukaryota, Bacillariophyta, Bacillariophyceae, Bacillariales, Bacillariaceae.
AUCCAUCUUUUCAAAUAGAGAAGUUUCAAGAAUUAUUGGUAACGAAAACGUCGAGUGACCACAAUGGAAGACGACGAUGGAUUUCAACUCAAUACCGUGAAGAGGAAGAAGAAGAACGGAGGCGCCGUUCGGCUAUAUCUGGGUGGUCUGCCAGUCAACAACGAUAACAGCAACGGCGAAAUAGAACAAGCGAAUCUGAGGAAAUGGCUCCAGGAGCAUCUUCCCGAUGGCACCGAAGUCGGUGCGAUCGAACUCAAGCACGGGUCCAAGAAUGCGAAGAAACCGUCUUCGUUUGCCUUGGUCGAAUGCAGUGGUGCUAAUGGCAUCAACGACGUUAUACGAAUCCUAAAGCAAAACUCUGGUUGCGUGUACAAUGGAAGCAAGAUGACCAUUCAACGAGAACAACGAAGCGGCAACAAAAACAACAACAAGGUGCGCCAGCGGAGCGGUAACAACUACACAGGAAAGAGGCAGUUCGGGUUCAAGAACAAACCGGGUGGAAACACCUCUUCGGGGGGAGCAUCCCUUGCUUCGAAAGGCUGGUCGAAGCCAGCAUCCAUGGAGGAAGAGCCACCCUCCGAAAUAGAAAACGAAUGGUCGGAUAUCUGGAACGAGCAGGAACAGCAACAAGAACUACGGCAAAAGCCGAUCACAUCCAUCGAUGAGGCCUCUGAACGGAUCGCCAGCGUAGUGUCGAAGGAAAUUGCCAUGGCCAAAACCGUCGACGACAAAAUCAAUGCGGCCAUUGCUUCAACUGCAGCCACCACGAUGAUGACCUCCGUCAUGGCAUCUCUGGCAUUUGGUUCGCAAGGCACAAACGAUGACGAAGCGAGCGCAAACCCAAUCACGGACUUUUCCUCUUAUGCGAAGGAACAAAGCAUGCAGAGUUUGCUCGACGAUUUCGGAGAAGAAGAUCCCGACUGGAAAGAGAAAGUCGUCGACGAGGAAGACCAUGUUGCUGCUGAGAGCAGUGCUGGUAUUCCUUCCAUGAAGGGGAACGACUUUGCUACCUUUGUUCGGGGGCAGUCGAUGGCCGGCUUGCUUGAAGAUUUUGGUGAGGCCGAUCCCGACUGGAAAAACAAAAUUGUGGAAGAAGAAAGCGAUGCACCUGCGACAAAACAGUUGUCGGCCUCCAGCACUCCCUCCGCUAAAGGAAAAGAUAGCAACGGCAACAGCAAUGUUUCACGCCUCGCCAUGAAGGGUCGGGCACCGAUCCAUCUGUCCAUCGAGUCAUUCGGUUUUGUCCACGGAGCACCAUCACGAAAAUCCAGGGACCGGUCGGGGAGCCCAUACACACAGCCCAUGGGGCUCCUCUCGGUUGGCGACGACGUGACCGAACCGGUGCCUACCCACCUCGAAUUCCACGACGGAUUGCGGUCGGGGGUCAUCAAGCGGAUGCUAAAGAGCGCCCCGCUGGCAACAUCUAGCAUCGAAACCACUUGCAGCUCGCUCGACGCCUACGACCGGGACGAAGAGGACACAGAACCAGACCUGUCGAGCUACAAAGACUUUUUCGAUUACUGCAACCGGUAUCUCGCAGAGUUUCGCAUCUAUCCGUCUCUAGUCGACGCUAUUCACGAGGGCGGUCACGGAUAUGUGAGCCCACUGACCAUGAAUUUUCAGAUCGGGAGCCACCUUGGGCGACACCGAUCGGUGGUGGCCGUAGAAAAGGUGGCCCAGCACCUGCGGUCCCUCCUCCGUGCCAACAAGGAUGGCAAGAUAACAUGCUCUGUCUCGGUUGGAACUGUCCAUCGGGACGUAAAUAAGAGGAUUCCCAACAAGAUCUACAAGGAAGACGACGAAGACCGCUACGAUAAAAACGGUCGCAUUUAAUGAAGGACUCGCAAUGCUCUUUUUGAGAAAUCAAUUGUGCCAUUUUGC